Molecule: messenger RNA, 1235 nt
Organism: Clarias gariepinus (North African catfish)
Lineage: Eukaryota; Metazoa; Chordata; Actinopteri; Siluriformes; Clariidae
Gene: gpr12
Product: G protein-coupled receptor 12
Exons: 2
Coding region: 202-1227 (341 amino acids)
Biological process (GO): G protein-coupled receptor signaling pathway
Cellular component (GO): membrane
Molecular function (GO): G protein-coupled receptor activity
Source: RefSeq, a predicted model, not a curated record
UCUCUCGCGCUCGCGCACGAAGGACGCUCCUGCGAGGAUGCUCGUGCAGCGGCUUGCGCUCGCGCAUGCAGCCCGGUGAUAAACGAGCGCGCUUUUUUUUUUUGCGGCACCGCCGCCGAGGGGACAUGGACACGCAACAAGGUCGCGAGCGCGCUUGAAUCGCGUGCCCUCGACCUCCAGGAUUUCAAGACGGGAGGCACAAUGAGCGAGCAGGUGUCGGUCACCCCGAAUUGGCUGAACCCUGACCCCAGCUGGGUCAGCAGUGGUGGCGGGAGCAGUGAGAACCUGACGGCUGGAACGCCUCCUCCGGCCGCUGUUUUACGCCCGGAGUCUUCUGCUGAGCUGCUGGUGAACCCGUGGGAUAUUGUCCUGUGCACGUCGGGAACCCUGAUAGCUUGCGAGAACGCCCUGGUGGUCCUAGUGAUCUGGCAGAACCCGGCUCUGCGUGCUCCCAUGUUCCUGCUGAUCGGUAGCCUAGCGCUGGCUGACCUGCUAGCCGGCGUGGGACUGGUGCUCCACUUCACCUUUGCCUAUCUGCUGCACUCGGACUCGGCCCAGCUGCUCACGAUCGGCCUGGUGGUGGCCUCGUUCUCUGCCUCUGUCUUCAGUUUGCUGGCCAUCACCAUCGAUCGCUACCUUUCGCUGUAUUACGCACUCACGUACAACUCGGAGCGCACGGCUGCCUUCACUUACACCAUGCUGGUGCUGCUGUGGGGCGCGUCCCUGUGCCUUGGUCUGCUACCCGUCACGGGGGUAAACUGCCUGAGUCAGGAGGACGCCUGCAGCGUGGUGCGGCCGCUCACAAAAAACAAUGUUGCUGUCCUGUCGGUGUCCUUCCUGCUGCUGUUCGGGCUCAUGCUGCAGCUCUACGUGCAAAUCUGCAAGAUCGUAAUGCGGCAUGCGCACCAGAUCGCCGUGCAGCACCACUUCCUGGCUGCCACGCCACAUUACGUCACGACGCGCAAAGGGGUCUCUACGCUCGCCAUCAUCCUGGGAACGUUUGCCGCGUGCUGGAUGCCUUUCACCGUCUACUCGCUUGUUGCCGACUACACCUACCCUCCGCUGUACACCUACGCCACGCUGGUUCCCGCCACCUACAACUCCAUCAUCAACCCCGUCAUCUACGCCUUCCGCAACCAAGAGAUCCAGAAGGCGCUCUGGAUGGUGUGCUGCGGCUGCAUCCCGGCCAGCGUGGCACAGCGGGCACGGACGCCCAGCGAUGUCUGACGUACACG